Messenger RNA from Dermatophagoides pteronyssinus (European house dust mite), 5002 nucleotides. RefSeq lists its product as uncharacterized. Gene Ontology annotation, cellular component: nucleus. Gene Ontology annotation, biological process: regulation of transcription by RNA polymerase II. NCBI's taxonomy places the organism in Eukaryota, Metazoa, Arthropoda, Arachnida, Sarcoptiformes, Pyroglyphidae. Gene Ontology annotation, molecular function: DNA-binding transcription factor activity, RNA polymerase II-specific; RNA polymerase II transcription regulatory region sequence-specific DNA binding. The record is from RefSeq and is a predicted model, not a curated record.
UCCAUCCAUCCAUUUUUACAAAUUUGAUUGAUGUUUGUGUGUGUGUGUGGUGCGUAUUUAGUUAAAUCAAGAUUUUGGUUCCAUGAACUAAUCACAUCAACAAUCAAAUCAUUGAUUUCUGGAUUGUGUGAUAUUCAUUUGAUUUUCUCAACCAAACACCUUGGUACCUUACACACAAAUAAGGAAACAUUAGUUCAAGCACCAUCAACGGUUACAAACCAAAAUUUAGUUGUUACUAAUGGUGGUAAUAAUAAUGGACAUGUUGGAAUUGUUGUUUCUUCGUCCACAUCAUCAUCAUCUUCAUCUUCGUCUUUAGCUUCGUCGCCAACAUCACCAUCUUCGUCUUCAUCUUCGUCGUCUUCAUCAUGUUCAGCGCAAGCAUCACCACAACAAUCAACAUUAACAAAUUCGGUGAUUAUUGAUUCGACAAUAUCGUCGUCAUCAUCAUCAUCAUCGACAACAACGGUAACAAAAUCAUUGAUGGCACCAAAUCUUCAUCAACAAACAUCAGGUCAAAUGGUUAUGAUUGGAUCAUCAUCAAAUAUUGUUUCUGCAACUAAUUUAAAUAAAAACGCUGUGAAUGGUGUAAAUAUUGAUUAUAACGGUGGCAAUAAUCAAACAAAAUUUGCAAUUGCUCCGGCAUCAAUUGUUCAUCAAGUGAUUAAUCCGAAAGAUAACACAAAGAUGACGGCUACGGCUACAUCCAAUAAUAAUAAUAACAGUAUUUCUCCAUCUACGACCACCAAUUCAGAAGUAUUGGAACAGAACAAUGCAAUGGUCAAAACAACGGCCAUUACAAGUCAAAAUGUGCAACAAUCGGCUCCAACUGUAGCGACAAUAUCAUCAUUUGUAUUGCCCAUUUCUUUGAGUGGUGGUAAUGAUUCUACCGCAACAUUGUCAUCAUCAUCAACAACGCCUUCAACUUUUACCUUAUCUGGAUCAGGUAGUGGUGGACAUCAUAAUAACCAUAAUCGUAUAAUUCCAGCAUCAUCAGUUGUGGCCGCAAUUCAAUCUUCUGCGACGGCAACUAAUGGCAGUAAUAACCUAUCAAACUGUGGUAGUGGAAACAUUACUGUUGAAAGCAAUAGUAUGACCAGUGGUGGUCAAAAAACAUCAUCCAAUAACGGAAACGAUCAACAACAUAUUACUAUACAACAAAUGGCCGCCGCAGUUGCAUCGACCACAUCUACAGCUUUGUCUGCGACACCAUUGUUGAAUAAUAAUUUAGGCUCACCAUCAGCAUCAAUGACACAGCAACAAGCACAAAAACGUCCGAUGAAUGCAUUUUUAAUAUUUUGUAAACGACAUAGAAGUGUUGUACGUGAACGUUAUCCACAUUUAGAGAAUCGUUCAAUAACGAAAAUUCUAGGCGAAUGGUGGGCAGCAUUAAAUGCUGAAGAAAAACAUGAUUAUACUGAUUUAGCAAGACAAUAUAAAGAAGCUUUUAUGAAAGCUAAUCCACAUUUUAAAUGGUAUAAAACAACAGAACCACCUAGACCGCCGCCGCCACCACUACCAUCAUCAUCGCAAACAUUAUCAUCGUUGACGACCCACAUGAUGCCUUCGAACCAAGUACAAAAUGUCAAUAAUAAUAUUACUGUUAAUACGGUUCUUGUAACUAAUAAUAACAACCAUAACAACAACGUAAAUAACACGGGUACUACAGUAACGAAUAGCAAUCAUCAACCGCAACAACAACAACAACAACAGUCAACAACAUCAUCAAUAUCAUUGGCUUCGGAAGUUUCCGGUUCAUCAUUACCGAUAGCCAAUCAAACUGUGCAAUCCUCAUCUAUGCCAACAUCUACAAACAACAAUGUUGUUGUUGUUGGCAAUAUGGUCAUAUCGCCAACUUCAUCUUCGACAACUCUAACAUCAUCUUCAAACAAUGGUGGUAAUGUUGUUGUUGCCAGUAAUUCAUCAUCAUCAUCAUCAGCAACAACAACACCAACAACAACGAUUUGUACAACACCAAAACCACCGAAAAAGCGUUAUCUUGAGUCAUUAGAAUCUAGUGGUGAUUAUACGAAAAAAAUAACGCCAGCACCAAAUCUUCCUGCAGUAAAUGGAACCUAUUCAGCUGUUUUGGUCUCCACUAACAAUAACAUUACAAAUAAUUAUCAAUCGGGCAAUGGUGCAAUUUCUCAAGUAUCGAACAAUGUUAUUGCUAGUGGUGGUGGUGAUGGUCAAUUAAAAAUGAUUCAUCAACCAAUGUCAUCGAAUAGAGAAAUAGUAUCCAGAGUAAUUGAACAACAAUUAUUAUUUAAUGGACCGAAAAACGGAUCAGGUUGUAAAACUGGUGCAAUGCCAUUUUUGUCGAAUAUAUCGUCCAGCCAGUCAAAAUUUGAUAAUAAUAAUUAUUCCUCUUCCGUUUCAAAUAAUAAUAAUAAUAAUAAUAAUAAUAAUAAUUAUGCAAUCACAUCUGAUAAUAGUUCAUCAGAAUUGAAGGCAGCCAAAACAAUGUUAGCAAUAGCAUCAGCUGCAUCCGGUGUCGGUACAACUGCAUUGAGUGGUGGUCCUACUACCGGUAGUACAGGCAAUGAAUCAAAUUGCAGUACUGGAAGUACUAAAAGUCAUCAUCAAAGUGAUUCCGGUUCUGAAACAGCAUCCGAUGAUGAAAUUCAUCAAAAUGAACAAUCAUCAACAAAUAAUAAAAAUACUUCAACAUUAAAAUUCUAUCCAAAUAGAUCAGCAACAAUGAUGGCAAUUGAAUCAAAUGUUGAAAAAAAUGAUAAUGAAGAUAUCAAACCAUUGAAUUUAAGUUCAACAUCAUCGAAUGUUACCAACACUAAUAGCAAAAAUAUUCAAUCUCCAAAAAAAUCAGACGAUGAUGAUGAUGAUGAUGGCGAACGUACUAUAACACGUUCAAAUCAACAAAUCAUUGAUCAUUAUAUUGAUAAAUUCUUAAGUUCUGGUCAAAUUUGUGAUUUCAAACCGUUGCCACCAAAUAUUAGUUCGAUUCAUGGCAAUUCUAAUAACAAAACAAAACAAUCAACAUUAUUAUCAUCAUCAACAUCAUCGCCAGCAACGACCACAGCAACAACAACAUCUAAUACAUCUGUUGCAUUGAAUCUAACAACACCGACAUCAAAUUCUUCAUCGUUGUCAUUAUCAUCAACAGCAACAACAACAACAACUAAUCAAUCAAAUUCAAAAUUUUUAUUGGUUGCCAAAGAUUUUAGUCUACGAUCAAUAACUGGUGGUGCUACUACUCCUACUACUACUGCUGCUGCUGCUGCUGUUGCUGUUGGUAGCAGUAAUAAUCAAACUGGCACAAAACGAUCACAUCCAGAUAAUCAAGUAUUGAUCGUCAAUAAUGGAUCUCCAGGAAAAAUUCUAUCAACUUCAAUAACAACACCUACAACAGCAUUGUUAAUGAAUUCGGCUAAAUUGACAAGUACAGAAUCAUUACCAUUAAAACGUUCAAGAAUUAAUGGAACAGUAAUCGGUGUUAAUGAAAUGAUGGCUGCUAUGGCUGCCGCUGCUGCUGCUGCUAAUGCCAAUAAUAAUAAUAACAAUAAUAAUAAUCAAGUUGUUUGUAACAAUCAAAUGAUCAAUGAUAAUGGUCAUUCGAAAUUUGUAACCGGAUCAUUCGAUCUUGAGGAACAUAUUCGAGCAUUACCGCAAUUAGACAAUAAUCAUCUGGUCAAUGCUCUUCAUCUUCGUAAUCAACAUGAAUUGACCAAAACGACAACAACGUCAUCAAAUAACAUUAAUACAACAAGUUGUUCCACUUCGAAUCCAACAUUGAUGAUCGUUCAAUCGAGCAAUACAAAUGCUCAAACUUCUCCAACAUCAACAGCAACAUCAUUGGUCAAAACGGUUUUCUAUCCAGCGACGACAACGACAACCGCUGCGAAUAAUGGACAACAACAAUCACAUUCCGCAUUUAUACCUAUAUCGACAGCAACAUCUUCAAUACAGCAACCGGAAAAUCUUAAAUUGAAUCUUAAUGGCCAGAAAAUAGCCUCAAUAAUUGGCACUACCAAAUUAUCUCAACUACCAAUAUCACGAUCAUCUUCAUUUUCAUCAUCGUCUGCGAAUUCAGCUGUUAAUCUUACCAUUACAACGCAAUCAACGCCGUCAUCAAUUAAUAAUGCAUCAUUAUCACGAUUGACAACUAUCACAGCCACAAAUACUACUUCAUCGUUGUCUUCCGAAUUAAAUAUGGAUGCAUUGCCUUUACGUUUAGCUACAGCGGCUACUGCCGGUGCUAUACCGAACACUACUGUCACAUCAUCAUCGGUAUCACCACGAAUGCAACAAAGCCCUUCGGUUGUUAUCAAAUUUGGUACUGGUCAAACAAUUCCGGUACAAACAUUGGAUGGCAAUUUAGUUUCUAUUGGUUAUAUAAGUAAAGCUGCCACUGCUUCUGCCGCUGGAAAUGUUUCAUCUGGAACUUCGACCAUAGCUCAACCGAUUAUAAUGACAACAACGCCAUUGAUUGGAAAUUCAAAUAAUAAUAAACCAAUGGAUCUAAGUGUUGCGAUUGGUUCAACAUCAUCAUCAUCAGCUAUGCAGCAACAACAAUCAUAUCUUACAUCGACAAAUGCUGCCACCGGAACCACUGCAGUGAUUACAUCAUCAUCAGCUGCAGCUGUAAUGGCUGCUGCUGCCGCAGCUGCAUCAUCGCCAACACAAUUAUUGUUGUCGAUCUCCCCUCAUUCAUCACAAAGGAUCUCGUUGCCGCAAGCAUCAGCGGCAUCACCACAACCAAUAACAUCUGUAUCAUCAGUUAUUUCAUCAUCAUCAUCGUUAUCAUCUUCAUCAGUGAUACCACCAAAAGCAACAUCACCAGCUUCUUCGACAACUUCAUCGACAUCAUCUUCUGGUGAAUCGGCAAAUAUUCUAUCCACAGUAAUUUCAUCUCAAGGUUCUAUUAAUCAAUGUGAUGGUCUUGCUGCAUUAGCCGAAAUUGCUCUUCAACAAGCAAAUCGCUAAUUAGUUUAUCAAAAUAUGCUUAACUGUUUGUUUUUUUUUUGUGAAAAUAAAGCCGAAGAAA